This is a messenger RNA of Drosophila subpulchrella, 3128 nucleotides long. It is a transcript of the gene pug, whose product is annotated as C-1-tetrahydrofolate synthase, cytoplasmic. The record is from RefSeq and is a predicted model, not a curated record. Gene Ontology annotation, cellular component: cytosol. NCBI's taxonomy places the organism in Eukaryota, Metazoa, Arthropoda, Insecta, Diptera, Drosophilidae. Gene Ontology annotation, biological process: tetrahydrofolate interconversion. Gene Ontology annotation, molecular function: methylenetetrahydrofolate dehydrogenase (NADP+) activity; formate-tetrahydrofolate ligase activity; ATP binding.
GUGUUUUGGUAGCGCUGCUGCCAUUUGUUUAAUUUUAAUUUUUAUGCUUAAACAAUUAUGUCGGCGCAGUACCAGAGAUUCCUGAAAGUACUUGAAAAGUGGCCAGCGGAGAAAUCAAAAAUCGGCAGCGGAGAGUGGAAAGCAGAGCCGGCGAUCAAGAUGAGCGGGGCCAAGAUAAUAUCGGGCACAGCGGUGGCCAAAUCUAUUCGCGAGGAGCUGAGCAACGAUGUGGGGGGUUUUAGAAAGCAAUUGGCAAACUUUGUGCCCGGCUUGAGGAUCGUUCAGGUAGGCGGACGUGAGGACUCCAACGUCUACAUCCGCAUGAAGAUCAAGGCGGCUACCGAGAUCGGCAUCGAUGCCGCCCACGUCCAGCUGCCCCGAUCCAUCACCGAGGUGGAACUGCUCGAUAAGAUUAACGACCUGAACGAGGAUCCGAGGGUGCAUGGUAUCAUAGUGCAAAUGCCCCUGGACUGCGACACUCCCAUAGACUCCCAUCGUAUUACGGACGCCGUUUCUCCGGAAAAGGAUGUUGAUGGUCUGCACACUGUGAACGAGGGUCGUCUGGCCAUCGGUGAUCUUGGAGGUUUCCUGCCCUGCACACCGUGGGGAUGCCUGGAGCUCAUCCGUCGCUCUGGAGUGGAGAUCGCCGGAGCAAGGGCUGUUGUCCUGGGUCGCAGCAAGAUCGUAGGCACUCCCGCCGCCGAGCUGCUUAAGUGGGCCAAUGCCACGGUCACGGUUUGCCACUCAAAGACUCGCAACCUGGAGGAGAUCACCCGAACUGCCGACAUCCUGGUGGUUGGAAUCGGCGUGGCUGAGAUGGUCAAGGGAUCGUGGAUAAAGCCAGGAGCAGUGGUCAUUGAUUGCGGCAUCAAUGUGAAGCCAGACGCCAGCAGGGCCAGUGGCACUCGGCUGGUGGGGGACGUGGACUACGAGGAGGCUCUCCAGGUGGCGGGACAUCUGACGCCCGUGCCCGGCGGCGUAGGACCCAUGACGGUGGCCAUGCUGAUGAAGAACACUGUGCGCUCGGCGGCCCGAUCCCUGGAGCGUCUGAUCAGGAGUGAGUGGGCUCUGCAACCGCUGCCCCUGAAGCCGUUGCGUCCCGUACCCAGCGACAUUGUGAUUGCCCGUGGCCAAAGGCCGAAGGACAUUGCCGUGCUGGCCAAGGAGAUCGGUCUGCAGGCGCGAGAGGUUUCCCUGUACGGCAACAAGAAGGCCAAGAUCUCUCUGUCGGUGCUGGAACGUCUGGCCGAUAAGGAGACGGGACACUAUGUUGUGGUGGCCGGCAUGACACCCACUCCCUUGGGGGAGGGCAAGACAACCACGCUGAUGGGCUUAGUUCAGGCUCUGGGAUCUCACAAGCUGAGGAACACCGUUGCUGCUCUCAGACAGCCCUCCCAGGGUCCAACUUUCGGCAUCAAGGGAGGUGCUGCUGGCGGCGGCUACUCACAGGUGAUUCCCAUGGAGGAGUUCAAUCUUCAUCUGACAGGCGACAUCCAUGCGGUGUCUGCAGCCAAUAACUUGCUGGCCGCCCAACUGGACACCCGCAUUUUCCACGAGAACACCCAAAAGGAUAAGGCCCUGUACGAUAGAUUGGUGCCCAAGGUUAAAGGUCAGCGAACUUUCAGCCCCAUUCAGCUGCGCCGCCUCAAGAAACUGGGAAUUUCCAAGACCGAUCCUGAUACUCUUACUGAAGAAGAGUACGGAUCCUUUGCUCGGCUGGACAUCGAUCCCGAGACCAUCAUGUGGGAGCGUGUUGUGGACAUCAAUGAUCGUUAUCUGCGAACCAUUACCAUUGGACAAUCACCAACCGAGAAGGGAAUCUCUAGGGAGACCCGAUUCUCCAUCUCGGUGGCCAGUGAAAUCAUGGCUGUGCUGGCGCUAUCCCGUUGCCUGGAGGACAUGAAGCAGCGAUUGGCUGAUAUGGUGGUGGCUUUUGACAAACGAGGCAAACCCGUAACCGCCGACGAUUUGGGUGUAACUGGUGCCCUAGCUGUUCUUCUCAAAGAUGCCUUGGAACCCAACCUGAUGCAGUCGCUGGAGGGAAAUCCAGUGCUGGUGCACGCUGGUCCCUUUGCCAACAUUGCUCACGGUUGCAACUCCAUCAUCGCCGAUGAAAUUGGCCUUAAGCUGGUGGGCAAGGAUGGAUUCGUCUGCACAGAGGCAGGAUUCGGUUCGGAUAUUGGCAUGGAGAAGUUCUGCAACAUCAAGUGCCGGACUUCCGGACGCAAACCGAACGCCAUGGUGCUUGUGGCCACCGUUAGGGCCAUCAAGAUGCACGGAGGCGGAGCACCCGUCACCCCCGGAGCUCCCUUAAAUAAGCAGUACACCGAGGAGAACCUGGAGCUCGUCCAGAAGGGGCUGCCAAAUCUGCUGCAGCACAUCGCCAACGGCAAGGCCUUCGGCAUGCCUGUGGUAGUGAGCCUGAAUGCUCAUUCGGCGGACACUCCGGCGGAGCACGAGUUGGUCAAGAAAGCUGCUCUGGAGGCUGGUGCCUUCGCCGCCGUGGUUUCCACCCACUGGGCGGACGGAGGAGCCGGAGCCGUGGAGCUGGCCGAUGCAGUCAUCAAGGCCUGCGAGCAGGGCAACCAGUUCCGACUGCUGUACGAUCUGGAUCUGCCGCUGGUGGACAAGAUGAACAAGAUCGCCACGACAAUGUACGGUGCUGGAAAGGUGGUGCUCUCGCCCGCGGCCGAGGAGAAAGUCAAGCGGCUGACGGAGGCGGGCUUUGGAAACCUUCCCAUCUGCAUGUCGAAAGUCUCCGGAUCUUUUACGGGCGAUGCCAAGAUCAAGGGCGCCCCCAAAGGUUUCACUCUGGACGUGGAGGAUGUGUACGUUUCUGCUGGAGCCGGCUUCGUGGUCGCCAUGUGCGGUGAGGUCACCAAAAUGCCGGGUCUUCCCACCCGUCCGGCCAUAUAUGACAUCGAUCUGAACACGGAAACCGGACAAAUCGAGGGGCUUUUUUAGACUGCGCUCUGGACAAAGGUUAUAAGGAGAAGAUUCCCGCUAAUUCCAAAAUUUACAAUUCAAAAUUUCAAAAUACUAAGAAAUUAUGCGAUUUAAAUUGUAUAUAAAUUGAUAUAGAGAUAAGGGUUACAGUUGGUAUACUAAAAUACAUUCAUGACGAUUAA